Messenger RNA from Eucalyptus grandis, 2581 nucleotides. Its product is annotated as phosphoinositide phospholipase C 4. The record is from RefSeq and is a predicted model, not a curated record. Gene Ontology annotation, molecular function: phosphatidylinositol-4,5-bisphosphate phospholipase C activity. The transcript is spliced from 9 exons. Lineage: Eukaryota; Viridiplantae; Streptophyta; Magnoliopsida; Myrtales; Myrtaceae. Gene Ontology annotation, biological process: phosphatidylinositol-mediated signaling; lipid metabolic process. The coding region runs from base 528 to 2294 and encodes 588 amino acids.
AUAUGCAGAUCCCGGUCUUAAACAAACCCAGUUUCGCAAGCGGAGCUAUUUCCCAGCUUUUUUAGCUGCUGAGCUUUAGCUUUCCAUCUCGCGGUCGGUAUCAGCAACAAAAGGCGGUCAUCUUUAAUCAAUGGCCAGUCCAGCUCGGCGCACGACGAGCGAAGGAUGGAAUAAAAUAUCCUAAAUGGGGAAAGGGCCGGUGAAGGUUAGAACGCUGAUGGGGCGGGACGUGUUAAACGAGGGAGACGAGCCAGCUCCCCCACUAUAAUUUAUUGUCUCCAAUCAUUUAAGUUAAACAUGGUGUUCAGGACCACCUAAUUCACGUUCAUUCUCUCCCAUAUUAAACUCCUUCGACCUGCUAAUCUUUUUACUGUCCCUGUCCGUUCCUCUCCUCCUCCCCCAUCGACUCUCUCUCUCUCUUGUCUCUCUGUCUCUUCGCCGGUGGUCGUUUUCGUCUCCCGAGCAUAAGAAGGAGCGGAUCGAACCAGCAACUAGCAACCCACUUGCUCUGUUCGUUGGUUCCUGGGAUGGGGAGCUACAGAUUGUGCCUCUGCUACACCCGGAAGUUCAAGGUGAAGGAGGCGGAGCCGCCGGAGGACGUGAGGCAGGCCUUCAAGAAGUACGCCGAUGGCGGCGCCACCAUGUCGGCGGAGCAGUUCCGGCGGUUCCUGGUGGAGUCCCAGGGGGAGGCCGUCGCCUCCGUCGCGGACGCGCAGAGGGUCGUGGAUCAGGUCAUCCAUAAGCGCCACCACAUUGCCAAGUUCUCGAGACACGCUCUCACCCUCGAUGAUUUCCACCAUUUUCUCUUCUCCGCUGAUCUCAACCCGCCGAUUGGAUCUGAGGUUCAUCAAGAUAUGACAGCUCCCUUGUCCCAUUAUUUCAUAUACACGGGCCACAACUCAUACCUCACGGGAAACCAGCUAAGCAGCGAUUGCAGUGAUGUCCCGAUCAUCAAGGCGCUGCAACGAGGAGUGAGAGUGGUGGAACUUGAUAUAUGGCCGAACUCAGCGAAGGACGAUGUGCACGUUCUUCAUGGAAGAACCUUGACAACUCCAGUGGAACUCAUCAAAUGUUUAAAAUCUAUAAGAGAAAAUGCUUUUGCAACAUCUCCUUAUCCUGUUAUAAUAACACUCGAGGACCACCUAACUCCAGAUCUCCAGUCUAAAGUAGCUCAGAUGAUCACCCAAACAUUUGGAGAAAUGCUUUAUUACCCUGAAGCUGAAUUAAAGGAAUUACUCUCGCCUGAAGAUUUGAAGCAUCGCAUAAUUAUAUCAACCAAACCACCAAAAGAGUACCUUGAAGCUAAAGGUACUAAAGAGAGCAGUCAUUCGGAGAAGAAGGAUGCUGAGGAUGAUAUAUGGGGAAAUGAUCCAUUGGAUGUUUCACUUGUUCGACAAGACAAUAAGACUGAGGGUGAAACUAAUGAACACAGUCAUGAAGAUGAAGAAAGUGAUGAUUGUGAAACUGAAUCAUGUCAACCAGGAGGACCUACUUACAAGCGUCUGAUUGCUAUACAUGCUGGGAAACCGAAGGGUGGGUUAAAGGAAGCACUAAAAGUAGAGGCUGAUAAGGUUAGACGCCUCAGUCUGAGUGAACAAGCACUUGAAAAGGCCGCUGAGUCUCAUUCGACAGAUGUUGUGAGAUUUACUCAGAAGAAUAUCUUGAGAGUCUACCCCAAGGGUACUCGGUUUAACUCCUCCAAUUACAAGCCACUAGUUGGUUGGAUGCACGGAGCUCAGAUGGUUGCAUUUAACAUGCAGGGUUACGGAAGAUUCCUUUGGUUGAUGCAUGGUAUGUUUAGAGCCAAUGGGGGGUGUGGCUAUGUCAAGAAGCCCGACUUUCUGAUGAGCUUGGGUCCAAAGAAUGAAGUCUUUGAUCCCAAAGCAAAACUGGAUGUGAAGAAAACUCUGACGGUGACAGUGUACAUGGGAGAUGGAUGGCAUUUAGACUUCAAACAAACACACUUCGAUUUGUAUUCACCACCAGAUUUUUACACCCGUGUUGGCAUAGCAGGAGUGCCGGCUGAUACAGUAAUGAAGAAAACUAAGAAAAUAGAAGACGAUUGGACUCCUGUUUGGAAUCAGGAGUUUUCAUUUCCAUUGACUGUUCCUGAACUAGCUUUAUUGCGGAUUGAAGUCCAUGAGUACGACAUGUCUGAGAAGGAUGAUUUUGCUGGCCAGACUUGUUUGCCAGUUUCUGAGUUGAAAUCGGGGAUACGAGCCAUCCCACUCUAUGAUCGCAAGGGGGAGAAGCUCAGCUCAGCGAGGCUGCUUAUGCGCUUCGACUUCGAUUGAGUACUCCCCUCUGUUCAGUUCACAUCUUGUCUCCUUGUAAUAUAUGUAGUCUUAAAAUUUUCGUUUGCUUCUCUCCGAGUUUUGUCUUUUCAUCGUCUUUUAAUGUGGUUUUAUUUAUUUGUCCAUCGUUUUCUUCCACCCAAUCCAAGCUGGGUGGUUGGAACUCGGCCUUUGUGAUCAUCUUGUGGGUUUCUCCUUAUGUGUGAUGUCAAUAAGAUCUUAGUAGAAAUGUGUACGGCUUCAAGAUGUUUUGAAAGAUUGAAAUAAAAGAAGGGCAUUCGGAUGUA